UGAAAGUACUCGAAAGUACGUUUAAUUGCUUUUAGUGUAUUACAUCUCUGGAUAAAUAAUGCACAUUAAGGUUUUAACGGUGCUUAUGACAGUCGUAAUUGUUAGAAGCAAUCCGAUAGAGCACAAACAGGAGAAGGCUCAACCAGAGGAAGAUAAUAAAACUAAUGACUACAGCUUUAGUUACGGUGUGAAAGACAUGCACACUGGUGAUGUCAAGGAUCAAUGGGAGAAGAAAGAAGGAGGUGUUGUUAAAGGUCAGUACUCGAUGAUGGAAGCAGAUGGUUCUAUAAGAACGGUAGACUACGUUGCGGAUAAGGAGCACGGUUUCCACGCAUACGUGAAAUUUAAUGGUAACCAACAUCCGCUCUCAUCCAGUCACCAACUGGUUCACAUGGAAGCAGAAAAACUACCAAAGAAGAUAAUUAAAUCACCCAAGCCAUCCCAUGAAUACUUGUACAAACCGAGCGAAUCACGACCGCAACCCGCAAUCGUUAACAUCAAGCAAGUAAAAAAGGCACCGUCAACGACCAAAAAACCCGACAGCAUUAAAAACGAGGUCAACCCUAACCUGCAGUUUCCCCUAGAUUUGUCUUUUCUCGAGACCAAUAACAAAGUAAUUCCUCUACAAGUCAGCAAACUCAACCCAGUUGAAAUUAAAGUUAGCGACGGAUUAACCACGCAACAACAGCACAAAAUACGAAAACCGACCGAGAACCGAUUCAACCAACAGUUUGUCGAAACCGAUUUUCAACCAAUAGUCUCAAAUUUGACCUACAAAACGAAUAAGAAACCGCUCGUCACUCCGGGUUUGAGAAACUACGCGUCACCUUCACAUCUGAAAACUGCACUUCAACAGGAAAUUCAGAGCGUACCAUCAGGUCUUAAUGUUUACAAGCACUUUCCUGACAAUAAUAGACCCAGCUUUUACAUGCAACCACCACGUCAGACGAAGAACACUCCUACGCUUAUAAAAAUGAAAUACCAUUAGAUGUUAGACAUGUUUUGUUUUAUUUAUUAUUGUUUUUGUUAUUUUGUUGUAAGUUGUUUUAAAUUGUUUGUUGAGGCACCUACUUUCAAUUCGAGGGAGAUCGCGGCAUUACUGAGGAAUUAUUGCAAAUGUAAUUAAAGCUGUCGAUUUAUUGUGUGACAGUGUUUCGCCAGUGCGAGUGGCAUGGCUAUCUGACCUAUUUUCAAUGAACAGCUUUCUAAAUCUUUGUGAUAAGCUACGACAACUCAUCUAUAAAGAAGAAAUUGAUGUAGGCUCAUCUUGAUUUUUA
Photinus pyralis (common eastern firefly) is the source of this 1277-nucleotide messenger RNA. RefSeq lists its product as uncharacterized. Lineage: Eukaryota; Metazoa; Arthropoda; Insecta; Coleoptera; Lampyridae. The transcript is spliced from 3 exons. Bases 59 to 988 code for a protein of 309 amino acids. Gene Ontology annotation, cellular component: extracellular matrix. The record is from RefSeq and is a predicted model, not a curated record.